Messenger RNA from Hydractinia symbiolongicarpus, 1524 nucleotides. RefSeq lists its product as uncharacterized. The record is from RefSeq and is a predicted model, not a curated record. NCBI's taxonomy places the organism in Eukaryota, Metazoa, Cnidaria, Hydrozoa, Anthoathecata, Hydractiniidae. The transcript has 5 exons. Bases 1 to 1524 code for a protein of 507 amino acids.
AUGAACGAGGAGCUUAGACAUCACGACUGGAGUCCAAUGUACGAAAUGAAAAAUUUUAACGAAGCAUGGCUUUAUUUGAAGAAUACACUUCUUAACGUAUUUAACAAACACGCACCGAUAAUUGAGAAUAGGGUCAAGGGUCAAAUCUGCCCAUGGAUUGACAACAACAUCAGAUAUCUCAUGACAGAGAGAGAUAAAGCCCGUAGAAAAGCCCGUAGGACAAACGUAGCAGCAGAUUGGAAAGCAUACAAAAAAAUUCGCAACAAAUGUACCACUGACUUACGAAAAGCUAAAGGUAACUACAGUAGGGAUCUGUUAAGUCGAAACUCAAGAAAUCCAAAAAAGUUUUGGGACACUAUAAAAAUCAUAAUACCCACCAAGAUGAGAAAAGUUACUAAUGAUGCAACUACAACUACCAAUAAAUUCGAAAAAGAAAAUACAUUAUGUUCAUUUUUCUCUAACAUGGCACAUCGGUUAAAAUUAAAAUCUAUUUACCUAAAAGAUUUUAUCUGGAAAAAACCAAAACAGUCACUUUUAAGAACAUCUGCGACGUUAUUUACUGAUAACAGCAGAAAAGAGCUUGAUAAAGGAAAUUUAGUUGGUGCAAUCUUCAUUGAUUUGUCGAAAGCUUUUGACACUGUUUCACAUAGCAUCUUGCUUAAAAAGCUUUGCGCAUAUGGUGUUUGUGGCAAAGAGGUGGUUAUUGAUAACAUGAGAUUUACCACUGAGAAUGUAAAAUGCGGAGUCCCUCGGGGAUCUAUUUUAGGACCGCUUUUAUUUUUAAUUUUCUCCAAUAAUUUUGAGACCUCGCUUAAUAGAGCACGUACUAUCCAAUUCGCUGACGACACAGUGGUUUAUAUUGCUGGAAGAAAUGUAAAUUAUAUCGAAGAUAUUUUGAACUCAGAAUUAAAAAAUAUCGAACAGUACCUAAUCGAUAAUGAUCUUGUGAUUAACUUAAAAAGAGGAAAAACGGAAGCAAUGUUAUUCGGAACCGGAAAAAAGUUGAAUUCAGUAUCCCACAAGCUCAAGCUAUUUUACAAUUUUGUGGAAGUCAACACGACAAGCCAGUAUAAAUAUUUAGCUUCGACUCUGGAGUCAAAACUAUCCAUGCAGGUGAAUUUUGACACAGCCUACAAGAAAGCUUCAACAAGACUUCGUCUCCUAUCAGCAUUGAGAUCGCAAAUUGAUGACAACACUGCUACUAUCAUUUACAACAUGAUGAUACUACCUCUUAUCAAGUUUAACAGUAUCAUCAACCUUGAAUUUACAAAUACACAACAGAAAAGGCUUGUGUCUCUGGACAACAUAUCGAAAAAUGUCGCAAAAAAUGUAAACGUUUUACAACAAUCAAAACUUCAACAGUUACUUCGAGUUGAUGAAUCACGAAAGGGUUUCACGCAACAAGCAGUUAUCAUUACGCUUGCCAGACGUAAAUGCGAAAGUGCUUUUUAUUACAUGGGUGCUGAUACAUACAACAAGUUGUCAUUAGAUAUUAGAAAAGAAAAAUGUUAUCUAUUUUUUUAA